GGCUACCGACGCGCGGUAUACCUGUGGUAAUUAUAUCGGUGUCACAUGACUAAACAAGUUUGUACAAGUCAGAAAGUCAGAGUUUGUAAUGGCCGACAGCUUGAAAACCGCUAGAAAGCUACAUUGUAGAAGGAGCUGCCAGGUUCCGGAAGUUAAUAAGUGUGUUAUUCAAGCAUCGGAAUAAAUCGUUGUGUUUAUAAUCGGUUGUCGUCGUGGUUUAUGAGCCCCAUCGCCUCGCGGGCCUGCGCGAGGAGGUGACAGUUUUCAAGCUAUAGAGUCAAGUUGUCAAGCUAGUCUGAGGAUUUGGAGCUAGUUCGACGAGAAGGAAGUAUUUACGGUGAUACAGAAGGAUUUGUGGCGUGAUUGUGGCCAUAACAAGAGUGAAUAUUGGAUUUUAUUGUGUGAACGUUUCGGUUACGAGUGGAGCGAAUACGGAUUUCGCAAUGUCAGCUCGGUCUUGUCCUGCAGGUUUAGGAGCUCGAUCGAGGAGGUAUAAUACUCGAAGAAAUCGAGGAGAAGACAUGGAAGAGAGGAUUGUCAGUUUAAAGCGUUCGAGGUCGGGUUGCCUCGGCAGUUUGAGAAGGUUUCGAAAGGAAAUCGAAGAAUUGAUGUACAAGGGAAACAAGAAUGAAGUUAGCCGCAAACUUCAGUCUUACCACAACACGUGGGUGAAAUUCGUGCGUGUUCACUCCGAUCUUAUGGACUUAAUGGAUGAAGGGGAAGAGAAAAUGGAGGCCCAAAGAGUUUAUGACAUGGAACUCACGCUGAAACUCGAACUUUACUCUGCUGUUGACGAACAGGAUAUGCAGGAUAUUGAAAGUGGAUCUCAGGUUUCUGAGAGACACACGAAGUCAAGGGUGAGUGAUAGAGAAAGCAGAUCACAUGUUUCUAGUAGACAUAGUUCAAGAUAUUCAAGAUCAAGUGUUAAGAGUGUUGCUGCCUUAGAGGAGAGAGCAGCAUUGAGUAAAUUAGAUCUGGGACAUUUACGGAAAAAACAGCAGCUCAAUAGAAAAUUUGAUGAGUUAAAAUAUGCUCAUGAACUUUUGGAAGCUGAAGUAAAAUGUGAAAAGGCUCAAACAAGCUACAUGAUUUAUAAGAAGGAAAGGGAAGACUUGAAUGUGGAUCAGAGUAAUAAGUCUGCUGUGUCAGAGGAUGUAUGUGAUGUUUUCAAGGCUCAAUCUGAAAACAAAAUUGAGCAGCAUGCACCUAUUGGAAAUGUGAGUACAAACCCUACUGUGAAAUUAACAGAGGAAAUUGUUGUUAAUAAGGAGCUAAUGGUGGAGCCUUGUAUUGGAAAUAAUAACAAUGUAUCGUCUAGUGCUGGAUUAAAGGAAUCCUGUGUGUCUGUUUGUUUAUCAUCGGAGUUAAGUGUUGACAAGAGUCAUGAGAGUGAAGGGGUGAAUCGGGAGAUUAGUAGCCAUGUGCGGGGUGGUGAAGAAACUUUGCUGAACAAUGGAACAAAGGAAGCCCAAGCUGGGUUGAAUUUACCUGGCUCACAACCAUCAACUAACAGCAACAAUGGAUUAUUUGAUAGUGGAGAACAUGUGGCUAGAGUACUGUCUCAGGCAAUGAGUACCCCAAGGAUUGAAUACAUGCACUUUGACGGUAAUCCCAUAAACUAUGUUUCAUUUAUGCAUAACUUUGAGACAUGCCUCGAGAGCCUAACUAGUGAUAAUUCUAGGAAAUUACAGUACUUAAUACAACAUUGCACAGGCAAGGCAAGGGAUGCAAUUGAAAGUUGUGUGAACUUGCCUACUUCGGAGGGCUAUAAUACAGCAAAGAACACCUUGAAGGAGAAUUUUGGACUUCCGCACAUUAUUGCUAAGGCACACCUGAAAAGGUUACAAGACCUCCCGCCAUUGCGGAACGGUGGAGGGCCAGCUUUACUGGAAUUUUCUAGACACCUUGAAGUAGCUCACCGCACAUUGUCAGGCAUGGGAAGCGAUUAUGUUAGUGAAUUAAAUUACACAAGUACUCUUAGAGAACUAAACAACAAGCUACCAUAUUUCAUGAAGGGAAAAUGGACCGAACGUGCGGGCAGGAUUAUUGAAUCAGGGUCAAGGCCUAAUUUUUCGGAUUUCUUGAAGUUUAUCAAGGAAAGAGCCAAACUUGUGAACAAUGAGUUUGGGGAAGAUCUUGUGUCUGCCAGCUCUCAGAGGGGUAAGAAAAGGAAUGACAGUGAUAAGAAACAAACCCCUAGGUCAAGCAUGGCAACUGGAGUGACCCCACCCCAGAAUAGUGAACAGAGACAACAGAGGGGACAGGGGAAUGCAAGCUGGAAGUGUGUGAUUUGUUCUGGACCUCAUGGAUUAUGGAAGUGUGCACAGUUUAAGGAACUGAACAGUGAAGAGAGAAACAAAUUAGUCUUGUCUAAUAGAUUAUGUUUUAAGUGUUUAAGUGGAGGGCAUUUUAGGGACACAUGUCCUAAGACAACCUUUAAGUGCCAAGUGAAAGGUUGUGGUAAAGAACACCAUACUUUACUACAUUUUUCGGUACAAGAAAGAAAGGAUAAUACGGUUGACAACAAGAUUGACAAGUCACCCGGACAAGCUAGACCUAACGCAUCGGCACCAGAAACAACAGGUGUUAAUGCGGGUAGUACAAGUGUAGCCUCAGUUUCUGUCGCAACUGGGGCCGGUGAGCGCAGAGUGUGCCUGGGUGUCAUUCCGGUCAAGGUCAAGGUGAAAGGAGAUGACAGGGUAUUGGAGACUUAUGCAUUGCUAGAUAGUGGCAGUGAAGUGUCAUUGUGUAAGGAACAAUUGUUUACUGACCUUGGAUGUGAUGGCAUUGCCAUGAACUUUGAACUAGCUGGUGUAACGGGAACGAGGAAACUCAAAGGUCACAUGGUUGAUCUCGUAGUAAUGUCACAAGAUGGAAUGGUAGAAAGUGAGUUGUUAAAUGUCAGGACAGUGAAGGAAAUUCCUGUAUCUUCUAGUUGUAUACCAAGGAGGGAAGAUGUUGAACAAUUUACUCAUUUGAGGAGCAUUAACUUGCAAGAAUGCGGUGCGUCAGAAGUUGGACUCAUUAUUGGACUUAAGGAAAAUCCAUUGCUGUUUGUACCACUAGAAUACAAGGCUGGUAACGAUGGAGAACCGGUCGGUGUGAGAUAUUCUCUUGGAUGGACGGUGAUGGGUCCCAUGUGCGGAAAAAGGGACAGUGACCAGUGCUCGGUUAACCUUAUUAAUGUAGCGAAUAAGCAAUUUCCUGAAGAACUUUAUAAUGAGGAAUCAUGUCUUGUAGCACAUACCCACCCGGAAGAUACCAAGCUUGCUGAGCAUGAUGGUACAGGUGCACCACAGCAUUGUUCGUUUAAGGACAAUGUCUCUAGAACUGCUAAGCUCAAGACUGCGGAUUUAGAAAUAGAGAAGGAGAUUGAUAAAGAGGUAUUGCAGCAACAAUUAGAAAGACUCUGGCAAACUGACUUUGCGGAUUCAGUUGUCAGUUCAAACGUCUGUCCUUCUAUUGAAAAUAAGCGUGCACUAGAGAUAAUGGAAGAUACACUAGAGAUAGUCGACGGGCACUAUCAGGUAGCACUUCCUUGGAGGAGAGACCCGCCCUAUUUACCAUAUAACAAGAUUAUGGCGGAAAGAAGGUGCGGUCUUCUGAAGAAGAGAUUUCUUAGAGACGGUGUUCUGUUUGAUAAGUAUAAGGAGACAAUGAAUGAUUACAUCGAGCGAGGUCAUGCAGAGAAGGUACCGGCUGAAGAGUUGGCGCGAAGUGAUGGGCGGUUGUGGUACUUAAGCCACCACCCAGUGACACACCCAUUGAAGAAGGAUAAAGUGCGAAUUGUUUUUGACUGUGCAGCAAAGUAUGGAGGAACUUCGUUAAAUGAACAAUUGUUACAAGGACCGGACUUGACAAACAAUCUUGUUGCAGUAUUAAGUCGUUUUCGGGAGGAGAAGAUCGGAUUAGUCGCAGAUGUGGAGUCAAUGUUUCAUCAGGUACGGGUGAAUCCAAAGGACUGUGAUGCAUUAAGGUUUUUAUGGUGGCCCAACUCUGAUUUAUCUGGAGAGUUGGAGGAGUACAGGAUGGUGAAACACUUGUUCGGUGCGACAUCGUCACCAAGUGUAGUGAACUAUUGUUUGAAGAAGACAAUAGAACUUAAGGAUAACACCAACCCGGAAGUGUCUGACGCAAUAGUUAGAAGUAUGUAUGUGGAUGAUCUAAUGAAGUCUACGGAUACGACUGAGAAUGCAGUUAAACUUGUAAGUGAUAUCAGAGAAGUGUUGGACAAGGGAGGGUUCAACUUGACCAAGUGGUGCAGUAACGACAAGGAUGUGAUUGCAUCGGUACCAGAGAAGCAUCGAGCCAAGUCAAUGUUGAACGAGCUAGAGCGGCCGACGACUUCGACACUCGGUUUGAAGUGGAAUGUGGAAGAUGAUCAAUUUGUAUGGGAUGUUGCGGACAGCAACAGACGUGCAAAGGAGAAACCUGCAACCAAGCGGAGUGUAUUAUCAAUUGUCUACUCUCUGUUUGAUCCUCUUGGAUUUAUUGCACCCUAUACCAUGAAAGGAAAGCUGCUUCUACAAGUGUUGACCAGAAAGCAAGUUGGAUGGGAUGAUCCCAUGAACCCAGAUGAUUCUGCCCAGUGGAUGCGGUGGGUGGAAGAUCUUCCCAAGCUAGAAGAGGUGAAGGUUGAUCGAUGUUUUAAGCCGAAAGAUUUCAAGGAACUCAAAGACGCUCAACUACAUGUGUUCUCGGAUGCAUCAAGGCAAGGUUAUUCAGCGGUGGCUUACUUACGACUAGAAGAUGGGGAAGGCACGACUAGCUCCCCUGCGAGAGAUCUCUAUUCCAAGACUAGAACUAACCGCUGCUGUUAUUUCGGUAAAGUUGAGUAA
Messenger RNA from Nematostella vectensis (starlet sea anemone), 4838 nucleotides. RefSeq lists its product as uncharacterized. Bases 444 to 4838 code for a protein of 1464 amino acids. The record is from RefSeq and is a predicted model, not a curated record. The transcript is spliced from 2 exons. NCBI's taxonomy places the organism in Eukaryota, Metazoa, Cnidaria, Anthozoa, Actiniaria, Edwardsiidae.